Molecule: messenger RNA, 1257 nt
Organism: Umbelopsis ramanniana AG
Lineage: Eukaryota; Fungi; Mucoromycota; Umbelopsidomycetes; Umbelopsidales; Umbelopsidaceae
Exons: 3
Coding region: 280-1008 (242 amino acids)
Source: RefSeq, a predicted model, not a curated record
CAAUGACAAUGUGAGCACAUCAUCCGCUGUGUUAUAAUAUACUUGAAUUGUUACUCUUAAGUCGAGGAGGUCACGCAGGGUCAGAGAGUAGCGCCAAUUGUCAAUCGCAACCUUAUACGGACAUGGUUCUUAUGCUGGGAUGCCUCAUUUUUUGACACCACAGUAUCUCCUUGGAACAUUGCACUAUAAUCGGUCCAUCCUCUCCUUUACACUUUUAUAUAUAUUAUUUCAUAUACAUAUCAUUUUUACUUUCAUAUCGUUUAUCGUUUUGUAUACAACAUGAUGACGACUCACGCACCGUUACAUCAACCCAAAGCUGGCUGGCUCUCAAAGAUACGACACUACUCAUUUGGAAACUUAGGCUGGUCCUGUCGGUUUUUCGUAUUGCUUGGUAGUGAAUUACGGUACUAUAAGAAUGAAUACGCUGAUACACCUUCCCGUGUGAUCAAUUUACGAUCCAUCAAAAGUGUGAGCUAUUGUCCAACGUCGAACAAUCCAUAUGCAUUCCGGCUAGAGCCAAUGGAUCCCACGCCAGCGUCUCCUAUGACCCGGUCAGCUAACAAAAUGUUAGUCUUGCGUGCAGAUUCAGAGUACGAUAUGCAAUCUUGGGUGGAAGCCAUUCGAUCCCGACUGCCUCAUCUACAAGGAGAAGGAGAACAGACAUACUAUUUGAACGCUAUGAAAUGCUGCUUUGAAUUGGUCACUCCACCAUUAUCUCCUACUACUGGUCCUCCCAAGCGUCCCCAUCUCGGUGUAAAGAUAUCCUCGGCCUCGGUUGUGAGCAUCACAUCCGAGUCUAGCAUGGCGUCUGACAUCUCGUCGAUUCAUGAAUCUGACGUAAAAACGCCGCUAUGUGCUCGCAGAGGUAUAUUCCUCGCUCCCAUCCAUGUCCACCGUCCAAAUACUGUGAAUACCGAUUGGGUUCCCAUUGAAGAAGAUAUCCGAUCGGCUGAAGACAACUGUGACUCCCCUACAUUUGCACUCUAUAAGGAGCGCUUCGGCCUAUGAAUUAGCAUAUUACAUAUAUAUAUCCCAAUCCCUUCCUUCGCAAACCCAAUCUUAUGUACUAUCCCUCUAUGUUUACAUCAUCUUCUAAGCUGUUUCUUUUGCUUUAUCAUGUCCGUGUGUGCUUCACAUUCUAUAUCAUCCUAUCAGCAUCCUUCCAUCAUCCCUAUGUUUUCAUCAUCUUCCCCUGUACAAACACAUUUGCUCGUCCGUUUGAAAUGGAUGGUAACCCAUGUUGUCGGUUAGAAACAG